This is a messenger RNA of Umbelopsis ramanniana AG, 1797 nucleotides long. RefSeq lists its product as uncharacterized. The transcript has a single exon. The record is from RefSeq and is a predicted model, not a curated record. NCBI's taxonomy places the organism in Eukaryota, Fungi, Mucoromycota, Umbelopsidomycetes, Umbelopsidales, Umbelopsidaceae. The coding region runs from base 1 to 1797 and encodes 598 amino acids.
AUGUUCAAAUUUGAAAAGCCAAAGAUUUUACGGAGCCACACAAUAUCAGCUAUAUCUCCUGAACUGGUGACUUAUGGCUAUUAUGAAUUUCACAAACACAUCAUCGACAAUUGCCAAACUCGAUAUACCGCCACCUUCAAUGAAUAUUUACCGAGCUCUUUUGUAUCGAGUUUUUCGCCCUCUGAGGAGGUGAUCUAUAAUCUUCCAGGUUAUACGAGCUGCAUAAAGCUGAGGCAGGAGGUCGAGUUUUACGACAAAUACUAUUGCGUUGCCGCCGCUGCACUGACAUGUGUAACACAGUACGUCUAUGGCGUUGACUGCAUCUUAACUGAUGAUCCUACCAGAGGUGGUUUUGAACUGCUGUACAGGCCUGUGGACAUCGAAAAUAUAUCUAGGUGGUUUCAUCCUUAUACGCUGAGCGAUACAACUAAAAGUUAUAGCAUAACUUUUACCCGUGUACUUUUAAGUGCGUGGCAUUUGAGUCAGCACAUUUCUGAUCUCAACUUACUCACAGACCUUGUUUUAUUGAUAACUGCAAGUGAGCUAGCCCCAUCUGGGACUAUACUGACUGAAUUGGACACUCAACUCGACGUUAUUGAGGUAGCAAAAAGGUGCGUCCCUGUCAAGGUUUUACGGACUGUUGAAAGUAUAAUGAGGCAAAGUCACGAAGUUAUUGCUUGGCCGCUGGACUUGCGUCAAAUGGACAUGCAUUUCGAGCCAGGAGGUAUUCUAAAUGCGGUUUCGAACUCAAUACCCUUGAGUCGUAGCAUAGUUAUGGCUGCUAGGCGAUCCUCUAGGGGAACAUAUAUCAGCAGGGUGCUACCUGUUGUAGAGUGUAGCUACAAUUCGUCAAAUGAGUUCUUGCGCAGUUUCAGCUACUACAAAAGACUCUUCGCGAAGGUUGCUGAGCCUGGUUUACGACAUUUCUUGUCUGAAAAGGGAUACAAAGUACGAAUUCCUCACGUUGUUUAUCCCUUCUUAGCAUUCCUAGCGUUGUUCGCUAUAAUCGUACUAGAAGAGGGUCUUAGGAAAGCGCCAUGGAUUACAGUUGAUGGAGUCGAUCCAACUUCUUUAACAUCCCUCGUGUUGGUUAUUGAAGGCCUUCUGCUCGCGCUAUUAGUUUCAACAACUGCACGAAAUUGGAGCUGGUAUGAUAUGAUCAGAGGCGUGAUAUACUAUGAAUCCUAUCAAGAAAUACCAAGCAUAAUCCGGCCUUCGAUAAACUUGAACAUGUUUAUGGUACAUCUGUUAUGGUAUAAUUCAGAAUAUGCCAAAUGCCUAGACAGUUAUGAUUCUUGCUCACUGAUGGUGGAGCGAGAAGGGUCAGCUACAAUACCCAGAGCUGUUACAAUGGAAGAGUUUGUCGCCUCUGGACAUGUCGUAUUUCGGCAUCAGGACAUCUUCUUGGCGGUGAAGCUAAAUUACGAACAAAAUGUUACUACGGGAAUUUCCAUGAUGGGGUUUGACAGAGGAUCCUUUAAAAUACACAUGGAACCGUGUGGUGUAAACGUAGCAACUGGCUACGUCGUUGAAUGGAAGGAGCGGCAAUUGUACAGCAUAGGAGCAUCCCUCCCAAGCCACAUGGGUUUUCCUAACACGACAUUACCAACAUCCUUUAUCGAAAGGCUAUGUCCAGGAAAUACUUUGAUGGGAAGUCCUGUCAUGAUUAACCCACAACAAACUGAGAACGAGGCGCUUCCAGUCGCCGGUAACAAGAUUGACUGCGUGCACCAGAUUGUCAAAAUUCAAGACGAUAAAAUCUGUACGAAGGACAAAUGGGAAACCACAGCUUGCUGA